AUGCCUCCCUUCUCAGCCAUCAACCUCGAGCCCGAGGAGAACAUCGAGGAGGAAUUCGAUACUACCAAGGAGCUUCAAGUCGAUGAAGCCUUGAAGCUUUUCCAGAAUGCACUCAAGCUCCAUGCCCAAGGUCCCCAAUUCUUCGACGAGGCAUCCGAGGCCUACGACUCCCUCUUCUUAUCCGACAUAUUCAAGCUCCCCGAGAGCACGACUGAGUAUGAACGCGCCGAACGAGUACAGAACCCCUUCGUGCCGCUGGAGUCAAAUUUCGGGGCAGGUCUCGACGUGACGGGCGCAGACCCUGAUGGCAGCGCUGCCACUCUCCCACAGGCCCUUUUCCUCUCCUACAAGAACCAUGGACAAUUCGUUUUGGAUAGGAUAAGAUACAAGGCGAAAUCCUCCGAGUCAUCCACAGACGCGGUGUUUGAGGAGCCCGAAGUGAUAGCCAGCGCUCGGAGAGCCCUUGAUGACUUCACAGCUGCCCUGGACAGAGACCCGUCCGACGCUGAGCUCUGGAGAAGGACGGCCAGGACGGCAGCUUUCCUGGACAGUACAAGAUUGAGCCGAUAUUGUCUCGAGGCUGCAAUAGAACUGGAUGAUGACCCAGCCCUGGUCGAAGCCGAGCCUCCGUCGUUGGCCGAGGGAUUCGCCGGUGAACAAUUGAAAAAUCACCUCCAAGUCCUAUCUGAUGACACUGCUCUAUCGCAUCCUAUUAUGAAACCGUUCACUGAGAAGGAGAUGCCCGCGCUGUUGAAGCCACAUUUGGACCCUUUCCCUUUCCUGCCGGAUCCAACAAGAGAGCUAGCCGCUCACAAACUAUUAGCAGCAGAUAUCAAACUGUCAAGACUGCCGGUGGACAUCCCGAGCUUAUCGUGGGCGCAGAUCGGCAUGCGUCUGGUUUAUCUUGCUACUGAAGUUGGCUUUACUGGGCGAGCAGUCGUCAUUCAGCUCCCGGAUGGCCGGGACGAAGAUGAAGAGGAGGCUGUGCAGAUGGAAGUUGACCAGAAAUCUCCCGCCGCCUUGGUUCAGGAAACACUCCAAGACAGUACCACUCUCGAUUCGCCUACCGACACGAAAUCGUCCUCCAAAGAUGGACAAGCUGAAAAUGGAGCUAGCAUUGCAAGUCGACAGCGAAGCGUCUCUUUACCAUCCCGGAAGCGAUCAAUGUCCGUGGCUGGUCUACCGGAGCCGACCGAGGAAGAUAAUGCUGAUUCCAAGCGACCGAAGAGGGUGAGGAGGCGAGAAACCACGCUCACUGAAGACGCCGUCAAUGAAACAACUUUGCGGGCGACGCAGUUGCAACCAUUUCAAGGCGCAGACCAGAACCUUUUUCAAUUAACGAAAAACAUCCUUGAAAAUCUCGGUGUAACCGAUCAGACCACCGUUGACAGGAUUGGGGAUAUUAUCGACUCCGGUGCUCUCGAGGAAAGGACCUCAAAGAUCACCCAUGCUGCCAGCAUAGAUCUACGUGACUCCCUCGUCUCGUACGACGAAGAGAUCGCACAAGUCUUCCUCACGAAGUUGAAGACGCCUACUCUCGGCAUGACCACCUUCCUCGAACACACAAAACCCGGUGCGCAACGAGUGGUCGAGACGGCUGGCUUUGAUGAGCGCAGCGGUCUGAAGGCUUUCGUCAAGACAGUCAACUCCGGUUGGAUGACCGCUCAGGAUGUCGCAUUUGACUGGAUUCUGCUGAUAUCCAAAAGCUACACCACGAAGAAAUGGUCCGAGCAGCUCAAAACUGCCGUCGUUCAAGUGAUCAGUCAUUUUGACGAGGCUAUCCACGAUCGGGUCGUCUAUGAAGUUGGUCAGGUUCAAAGCCAAGAUGACCAAGACAGCGAGGAAUCCAAACUGGUCGAACUUGACAACCUUGUUCAGAUGCUGUUUGAGCUGUAUCUUGAUGUCUAUGAGCGUAUCACGAAUCCGAAUAGCCGCGUCGACGUUGCGAUACGAGUUGGUACAAAAGGACGUCUUGGUCGGUGGCUGGAUCUAGCAUCUGAUCUGAGACGCACGAGGCCAGCGGACGCCAGCAUCGACUUUUCUUUGCGAUUUCUUUGGGCUUGCAUCUUCUCAACCACCUUAGCCGAGGGUAUCUCUCGGGACCACGUCCUCGCGUGCUGGCACAGUUUGCGGGACUAUUUGACAACAACUGGUCAUGACAGAAUCGACUUGCCGAACAACGCCGUCAUGCCUGAGAUCUCAUCUGUUGAAGCGGACAGGGAGAUCAGCAAAUUGACAACCAUGGAUUUCUUCCUGGGUCUUUUCCAGGAAGAGAUGGCGGACCCUGUGGCGGUCAUUGAUACUCUCGAGCCGGUCCUCAACCCUGAUGCAGUCUUCGUGACGCCGACUCAAGGAACACCCACGAACGGAGAUAAAGCUGGGAACGGAGCUGUCGCAAAGGUGUCCAUCAAGGAAUGUGCUAGCCAGGGCCUGAAAGACUUAUGGAAGUUCCUUCUUACCAGUAGCACCGAUCUCAGGCUUCUCUUGUGGUCUCGUCUGAGUGAUGCGUACGGCACCAUCAAGUACACAACGAAGCAGUUCUCAUGUCUCUUGAAGAGUAUCGAGAUGGUCAUCGAUGACAUUGACAGCGAGACGUACUCGACGGCGGCGCCGGAAUCACGGAAGAUGGCCCUCCUGAAGCUCUUGAGGUCCAUCCACGACAUGAUGGUAUCGGCCCUCUCCUUAGCAUUGAAUGACAACACUGCAUUCGACAUUAUUGAUGAGGACCACAUCCGGGCUACAUCAUCCGCCCUCGCGAGAUUGAGUUGUCUCAUCCACGUUGCUGUGUUGCAGGAGGACGAGUUCACUUUAGGGAUCACACCAGCACCAUCAAAGUCUGCAACUUUCAAGGAGUUACUGGAGCGCUUGCGGGACUUGCAAGUGAGGACCUGGACACUGCAAUAUUGUCUGAUCAAAGUCGGCAUCCACCAGGACACUGGGAUAUUCAAAACGCUUGACAACGAUCUUGCUGAAUUUUUGAACGCUGUGCACCAAGUUCUGGGGCUGAGGAAAGCGUGUAGUGCGUCAAACAAGAUUUUCCUGAAGAUGAUGCGAAUAGAGUUGCUGAAGCAAAAGAAUAUCGAGAAUUGGGAGGACUAUCUGGGGCAGGUCCUAUACGAUUUGCACGGCCUCAGGCUAGGCGUUGGCAUCUGGGAAGUGCACGACCAUGGCUGCGCGCCAGAGAAACUGGAGAAGCGACAGGCGAUGCAGCUGGUCGAAAAGAUCACGACACUGGCCAAUCGCAUAUCCAUGAAGGAUUUGCUCAAGUCGGACCUCAAGAAUACCAUCGAGCAUAUGCAGGGGGCUAUCGGGCAGGCCAGGUCCAGCACACCCAUGAUCCACAAUCUUCGCAAUUUCCAAGAAUACCUCAAAAAGCCGAUACAUCCGCUGCGUCUUUACCAAGCGCUCGACGGCACUGUCCCAUUGGAUGCGACAACUGUCAACACAGCAGAAGCAUCUCUCGCCAGGAAUGGCUGGUUCUUCCUCUUGGGCAUGAUAGCCCUCACUAAGUUCAAGGGCGUUGAUUUGAACCGUCGCCAAACUCCGGGAGCAACAGACGACCUUCGUAUCGGAGCGACGUUCCUGCGCCUACAGCUUCAGUUCACGCCUGACAUGUGGGAGGCAUGGUUCCGGCUGGCAGAGUGUUUCGACUAUGAACUAGAUGAAGCAGUCUUGUGGUCGGCUGACAAAAUGAACAAAGACCGGAGCGAGCUUCUGAAAUUCCAACGCCACGCAAUCCAUUGCUACACUCUAGCAUUGUCACACUCUCAUGCGUGGUCGCCUGAGACCAAGGAUGACGAAGACAAGCUGUCCCAAUUCUACACUAACUUCGCCAUGCGCAUGUAUGCAUCAAGUCGAGAGCCGUUCGCCAUGGAACCUUUCCAGCAUAGCGACUACGCUAGAUUCUACCCAGAAGCAAACGGGAGUGGCACGUUCAAGAGGCUUCUGCACAGAGAGAUGAGCGAGUAUGAGGUGUGGAAGUACGCAGCUACCUUGUUCAGGAGAGCCAUGAAGGGCAAGCCGAACGACUGGAAAAAUGCGUAUAUGUUCUCCAAGUGCCUAUGGAAGAUGCAUCAGAAACCAGCGGAUAUGCUUGAGCUGAAAGACCGGAAGACACUGCCCACAGUGAAGGCACUCGUCGAGGCUCUGGAGAAGACAAUCGAGAUCGUGUCCCUACUGCCCAAACCCAGGCAUGGCCAGGAUCCAAUCCUAGAGCCGCAUUACAAGAUUGUCUCAAUUUUGCACAAGCUCGUCACGCGCAAGAGCUUGACCGUCCAGGAAGCGGUCGGCAUUCUCCAGCGGCAGCCCUACGCAGUUCAACAUGGCCAGCAAGAGAGCAUCCAGUCGACAGAUGAUUGGAAUGCCCAUGUGAUCGAGACCUUACGCCAUUUACGUGACAAGGACAAGUCACACUGGCAGCAUCGUAUCAUCAUGCGUCACGCCCGUAUGAUAUACGACCCACGCGAAGAAGAGCCCUCGGACCAACUCGCUGAAGCGCAAGCGGCUUUCUCUGUUUUGCGUGAGCACAUGAUCACGAAGACGAUGGCCAUUAACGUCUGGAAGUGCGAUGCCGAGCGUGCCGGUCGGCAUCAUGUAUACACGGAACAGUAUGUUCGAUAUACUGUGAAGCUUUUGACGGUGACGAAGGAUCAUGUGAACAUGGAGCUGCUCUUGCGUAAGAUCCGCAAGAAAGGUGCCGACUUCUAUCACUUCAGUGACCUCUGGGCUUCGUGCGUGCAAGCAUACACCAGGCUUCUGCGUCGCACUUAUGAAAUCCCGGCCUUAGAAGAGGACACAUUCAAGAACAUGAGUUUCGAGGAAUUUGAUAUUCUGGGAGAGCGCAUCAACGACUGGGCAGGUGCGAAGGACAGGGUUCAUGCCGCUCUGAGCGCAAUGAAGGACGCCAUCGAAGUCAAGAAACUCAAUGGUGGCUUGACAAAGGCAGGUAUGAUUGAUGACUUGAUUCACGACUGCUACUCCGAUCUUUACCGAAGUAUCGCCGAUGAGCUCCCCGGCCCGGAGCCUUCACAGGUUAUUGAGGAGCGCAACCGGCUCAAAAGCUCGGAAAUGCAGACCAACGGUCAACAGGAGAAAGAGCAAUUCAAUGGCCUGCUACAUCCGAGCGGCGUGGACAGGAACAUUGACCAAGGGGUCUCACCGGCGGGUCGUGCAACUAGUGAGGCGCCAUCCGCAGGUGUCAACGGCGGCGAGAAGAUGGAACGUUCCACCUCCAACACAGGAGAUCAGGGAGUCACACGCCGCCGGUUGCUAGGCGUGCGGCGUGCAGAUGUGCUCCGCAAGGCCGAGCAGGCAGCUUCGCGGGCUACUGAGCAGCCACCGCCCAAGUCUGCCGUCAGCGAGAGGUCGAACGGCCGGAGGUCCGGGCGCGGCAGCCCGGGCAGCGGCCAGAACGGCCUGGAUGGCAACGAGGGCGAGGAGAGCGAAGGUGAGGGAAGAGAUGGCGACGUUGAGAUGAAGCAGGACAUCGACAACGAUGAGCAGGACGAGCAGGCUGACGAGAAGCAAGACGGUGGUAACGAGGCAGGUGAAGAGGCAGCGGCGGAGGGCGAAGAGAGCGAGGCGUCCAGCCCGAGGCCGGAACACGACGACGCAGAUGAUGAGAGCGACCUUAGUGAUGUGCCUGAUGACUACGACCAGGACAUACCGCCGACCUUGAUGUUUCCGAAUCUGCGCCGAAGCGCGGAUUUGUCAGUCGUCGCGAGUUCUGGAUCGAGCAGUAGCGCAUCUGAGGGCGAGGAUGAAGAUGAGGAAGAGAAUGAAGAUGAGGGCGAAGAAGAAGGUGAGGAAGAUGAAGAGGACGAAGAGCAGGAGGGAGGCCAACAGGACGAGGACGAGGAGAUGGCAGAAGCGGGCGAGGAAGUACCUGACAGUACGGCUGAUGAUGCGGACGAGACUGGCUAG
This is a messenger RNA of Diaporthe citri, 5922 nucleotides long. RefSeq lists its product as uncharacterized. Bases 1 to 5922 code for a protein of 1973 amino acids. NCBI's taxonomy places the organism in Eukaryota, Fungi, Ascomycota, Sordariomycetes, Diaporthales, Diaporthaceae. Gene Ontology annotation, biological process: chromatin organization. Gene Ontology annotation, cellular component: nucleus; HIR complex. Gene Ontology annotation, molecular function: protein binding; nucleosome binding. The transcript has 3 exons. The record is from RefSeq and is a predicted model, not a curated record.